This is a messenger RNA of Periophthalmus magnuspinnatus, 4365 nucleotides long. RefSeq names its product phospholipase D1b (gene pld1b). The coding region runs from base 131 to 3214 and encodes 1027 amino acids. Gene Ontology annotation, biological process: cell motility; phosphatidic acid biosynthetic process; intracellular signal transduction. Gene Ontology annotation, molecular function: D-type glycerophospholipase activity; phosphatidylinositol binding. The transcript is spliced from 26 exons. The record is from RefSeq and is a predicted model, not a curated record. Lineage: Eukaryota; Metazoa; Chordata; Actinopteri; Gobiiformes; Gobiidae.
CACUGAAGUAACCUGCUCUAAACAAGGCCAGGGGAAGUUACAGAUACAGGAAAUACAUCGGAUACACCAAAAGAGGAAGGAAUUUCAUUUAUAAUCAAGUUGAGCCCAGCGGGGGGCGCUAGCUGCAGCCAUGUUGCGUCAGCCUGAGGGCUCCAGCACUCUGCAGCUGGUGGCCAGUGACAUGACGGAGAUCAUGGAGAGACUGGACACACGUGAACUGGACCUGGGCGACGGAGAGUACGACUCCAUCGACGCAGCUGAGCACCUCCCGUUCACAGCGGUGUAUCACACUGUGGGCUUUAAGGAGCCAGAAGCCAAAGUGUUUCUGACUCCACCCAUCACGGCCAAGAUCCUGGAUGUGGAACGGUUCACCUCAGCUCAAGACCGCUUCAAUGUGACCACACAGAGGAGCGUCAGCAAGUCGAUGCCGGCAGUGUAUAAGAUUGAGCUGAAACAUGGAGAGUUCACAUGGACCAUCAAAAAGAAAGAGAAGCACUUUAUCGACCUGCACCGAGAUCUGCGCACGUACAAGACGUUCAUGAGGAUCCCACUGCCUCGGAGUCACACAGUAAAAACUCCAGUGGAUGAGGUGAGGGAGAUGCCCGAGCUGCCCCGAGGAGGAGAAGAGCUGGAGAGAGAGGGGCAAGUCUCCAGUCGACGGAGACAACUGGAGGAUUACUUGAACAAACUGCUGAAGAUGUCCAUGUACAGAAACUACCACGUCACAAUGGAGUUUAUUGAAGUGAGCCAGCUUUCAUUCAUCCACGAUCUUGGACCCAAAGGCCUUGAAGGCAUGGUGCUGAAGAGAUCUGGAGGACAUCGAAUCCCAGGACUGAAUUGUUGUGGUCACAGCAAAAUCUGUUACCACUGGUCCAAACGGUGGUUGGUGGUUAAAGACUCAUUCCUGCUCUACAUGAAGCCUGAUUCUGGAGCGAUCUCAUUUGUGAUGCUCGUCGACAAAGAGUUCAACAUCAAAAUGGACUCCAAAGACACAGAGACCAGACACGGGAUCCGCAUCGACAGCCUCUCCAGGAGCCUGGUGCUGAAGUGCAGUAGUUACCGUCACGCUCGCUGGUGGGGUCAGUCCAUUGAAGGAUUUGUCAAAAAAUAUGGAGCUGCUUUUCUCACAGAUCACAGGUUUGGAUCGUUCGCUCGACAAGAGGAAAACAUCCCAGCCAAAUGGUAUGUGAAUGGUAAAACAUACAUGGAGGAUGUUGCAGACGCCAUGGAGGAGGCCAAAGAGGAGAUCUUCAUCACAGACUGGUGGUUGAGUCCAGAGAUUUUCCUGAAGAGGCCUGUUGUCGAGGGCAACCGUUGGCGCCUGGAUUGUAUCCUCAGACGGAAAGCUCAACAAGGAGUGAAGAUCUUCGUGAUGCUGUACAAAGAGGUGGAGUUGGCUCUGGGCAUAAACUCUGAGUACAGUAAAAGGACUCUAGUGAGGCUACAUCCAAACAUCAAGGUAAUCAGACACCCAGACCACGUCUCCUCUGCUGUGUACCUGUGGGCCCAUCAUGAGAAGAUCAUUGUGAUAGACCAGUCUGUGGCGUUCGUGGGGGGCAUCGAUUUGGCGUACGGGCGCUGGGACGACAUCGAGCACAGACUCACUGAUGUGGGCAGCGUCACCCUCUCACACAUAGACCAGGCUGCAGCGGCGAGUACUCUUUCCUCCACAGGGGGCGCUACAGCUCAGACUAACGGUAAAGGCAUCUUCACAGUGGACUCUGCAGACCAGCCCAAACUGAAGGGGCAGGGCAGGCACAAGAGGUCCCGGUUCAGCAUCAAACGACAUCUACAGAAACAUGGAUUCACUCACAGAAACAGUGACAGUGACAGCGACAGCGACCCAGAGCCAGAGAGGAGUAACUCGGUGCGGAGUCUUCAGACAGGAGUGGGAGAGCUCUUUGGAAAUGCCAGAUUUUGGCAUGGCAAGGAUUACUGCAACUUUGUCUACAAGGACUGGAUCCAACUGGACAAGCCUUUUGACGACUUCAUUGACAGACACACGACUCCCAGAAUGCCGUGGCACGACAUCGCAUCAGUGGUUCAUGGGAAAGCAGCACGAGAUGUGGCCCGGCAUUUUAUUCAGCGCUGGAACUUCACAAAGUUGGUGAAAUCUAAGUACCGUUCUCAGGCAUACCCAUGUCUGCUCCCAAAGUCCCACAGGACGGCCGGAGAGCUGCGCUACCAGGUCCCCAACUGUGUCAACGCUAAAGUACAGAUCCUGCGGUCGGCUGCAGACUGGUCGGCCGGGAUCAAAUAUCAUGAAGAGUCCAUCCACAACGCUUACGUCCACGCCAUUCAGAACAGUCAGCACUUCAUCUACAUCGAGAACCAGUUCUUCAUCAGCUGUGCAGACAACAGACACGUGUUCAACAAAAUCGGAGACACCAUCGCCGAGCGCAUCAUCCAAGCUUACAGGGAAAAGAAAAAAUACCGUGUUUACAUUGUGACUCCUCUACUUCCUGGAUUUGAGGGUGACAUCAGCACCGGAGGAGGAAGUGCAAUCCAGGCCAUCAUGCACUUCAACUACAGGACGAUGAACAGAGGAGACCACUCUAUCAUUUCACAGCUGAGGAGAGAGAUGGGCGAUAAUUGGAUGAACUACAUCUCGAUCGCGGGGCUCCGGACUCAUGCUGACCUCGAGGGAAAACUGGUGACGGAGCUCAUUUAUGUUCACAGCAAAAUGCUCAUCGCCGACGACAACACAGUCAUCAUCGGUUCUGCGAACAUAAAUGAUAGGAGCAUGCUGGGUAAAAGGGACAGUGAAGUGGCUGUGAUUGUGGAGGACUCCGAGAUGAUGGAUUCUUUGAUGGAUGGACAACCGUAUAAGGCCGGGAAGUACGCCUUGAGUCUCAGACUGGAGUGCUUCAGGAUGAUUCUUGGAGCAAACAAUGAUCCGUCCAUAGACGUCUCAGACCCGCUCAGUGACACGUUUUAUAAAGAGGUUUGGAUGUCCAUCUGCGCCCGCAAUGCCACCAUCUACCAGAAGGUUUUCCGCUGCCUGCCGUCCAGUGAUGUCCGCAACAUCACGGAGCUCGAGAGCUAUCUGUCCAAACCCGGCCUGGACAAAGAGGACCCAGCCCGAGCCCGCGAGGAGCUGAAGAAGAUACGAGGGUUUGCGGUUCAAUUCCCAAUGCAGUUUCUGGCUGAACAGAACCUCCUCCCUCCCAUCGGCUCCAAGGAAGCCAUGGUACCAAUGGAGGUCUGGACCUGAGCGAAAGAAAAGACAAGAGAUUCAGACAAUGUGGCGCCAUCUGGAGGAGGAAGGGUGGAAGUGUAUGUCCAAAAACCUCAGUGGCAAAUUGUGUUACAAAUUAACAACAAUAAUAAUGCAUUGGUCUUAUAUAGCGCUUUUCCAGAUGCUUAAAGGCAUGUCACAAUUUUGUGCAUUAUUCAUUCACUCCAGACUCAGUGAUGGUAAGCUAUAGUGGUUACAGCUGCCCUGGGGCAGACUGACAGAAGCGAGGCUGCUAAACUACACCACCGCCCCCUAAUUUAAGUAGUGAGCUCUCUAGUCUUUAUUGUUGUAUUAUGAAAAAUGGUUGCCUUAAUAUGACAACACAACAUUCUGAAUUUAUUUUUCACAAUAGCUUCAGAAAGUGGUGCUAUUUACCAACCCGUGCUCAGUUUCUGUUCACUUAUCUCCUCGACUCCAUCAUCCCUCAACCCACUGAGGACCGAGGACCAAUCAGCUCACUCUUUUCAGUGGAUGUGAUUGACAGCUGAGGAAUCAAGGAGACAAGUGAACAGCAAUGGGACACAGCCAUGACUUUUUCACUGGAAUGAUCUCCAAGAUGGCGCCAUACCUGAGUAUUUGUUAAAGCCAAUAAACACUUGAGAUAUUUGAAAAGAAAAAAAGGGCAAAUGUAGGGGGCGCUGCAGAGUCAGCCUGAGAAUCUGUCAUCAAGAAACAAUGAAGGAAACACUAUGCAAUGUGGGUGCAGUGAACGCAGCCCCAUUUAAGAGACACUAAAGUGCAUUUGAAGCCUCAUUUCGACAAAGUGCCAAAGACAUUCCUCCUUCGUCUCACUGUGGAUUUAAGCCUGAAGUGGCCUGCUUAAGACUCACUCCAAACCAGUUUCUGUUUACACUGUGUUGCGUUUAGGGAUGGACCAAAUGUGGGAAAUUUAAGCUAUACUUCACUCAACACUCCUUGAUUUAAGUGUUUUUCUUUCAGUGGGAGCGCUCAUACUUGAACUCCACAUGAAAAUUGGGACUAGACCAGGACUAGACCAGGAUUGAGUCAGGACUAGACAAGGACUAGCCCAGGACCAAACUGGGACAAGAACAGGGCCAAAACAAGUCUACAUCAGGACUAAACCAGGCUCAAACCAGGACCAAAAAAGUGUGAACGCACCCACUCAA